AUGCUGUUUUUAAUAGUUAUUUACAUUUUUUUUUGUCUAUUAAUUUGGCAUCAGUUACGCAUUACUUACAAAUAUAAAAACAAAUGUAUAAAUGAUAUAGAAAGUAUUAAUAGUAGGUUUUUCCUAUUUUUAUUUCUUAUUUUGUCUAAUUUUUUUCGCUUAAUAUUCUUUUUAUAUAUUUAUUUUUUUUACUAUUAUGAUUACGUCCUUAUAAUUGAUUUACACAAACCCAUAUCUCAUGAUAUAAAAUUAUUCGAUUCUUUCGCUAAAAGUAAUUUGCAUAACAAGGAUUUUGCAAAUAACUUAUUUAUAAAUAACAUUCAUAAUAAUAAAAAUUUGUUAAAAUUUCUUAAAAAAGAAAAUUAUUUCAAUAUUAAAAAUGUAGAAAAAGAUUGUCUAAAUUUAGUAAAUGAUAUUGAAAAAGAGAAUAAAGAAAUGUUUGAUAUAAUUUUAAAUGAAAAAAAAAAUAUAAACACUAAUGAUAAACCAUAUAAAAAAAAUAAUGACCAUAAUUUUCUACGAAAAAUGCAAAAUACAGAAAUUAAUGAUUUAAACGAACUAUUAGAAGAAAAAGAAAUUUAUCAGUUGGUCAGAGAUAACAAUAACAUGUAUAGCGAAAACAUCUACAAAGAAAAAAAUUCUAACUUAGGAAAUGAAUAUAAUCUAUUUAAAAAUAAAGACCUAAAUGAAAAUCAAAUAAAAAAGAAUAAAUUAAAUAUAAAAUAUAUCCCAGCUGAUUCAUCAAAAAAAAACGGAAACAGCUUAGAUGAUUUUAUAAACAAAAAUUUAAAUGAAAUUAAUUGGGAUCAUCAUAUGGAAAAUGAACGUUUUCAAUAUGAUAAUUCUCUUAUAGGAAAUAAAUAUAUGAAAAAUAGUUUACUUAAACAUCCUAGUUUUGGAAAUAUGAAUAAAUUAAUCAAAAAUGCAUUUGAAAUAAGUGAAGAAAAAAAAAAUAGUGAAAUAAAUAAUAAAGAAAAUAAUAAAAUAUAUAGUAAAAUAAAUAAUGGUAUUAUUACCGAAAAAAAAAUAAAUAAAGAAAAUAGUACUUUUGAUGAUUUAAAAAUUAACGAAGAUAACACAUAUAAUGAACCUCUGAAUAAAAAAAGUAAUAUCAUAAACAUAAAUGAAAAUAAGAAUUGUUCAGAAAAUAAUGAAAUAAAAAAAUUUUCAGAACAAUUUGUUCAUUCUAUUGAAAAAAAUGAUAUUUAUGUGGAAGAUAAUAUUACAAAAAAAAAUAACAACAAAAUACUAAAUGGUGAAAAAAGUAAUAAUAUGAAUAUAUUAAAAAAUAAAGUAUGUAACAAUAUUAAGGAAUUAAAGGAUGAAAAUACUAAUAAGGAUAUUGUUUCAGCUUAUUCUAUUAAUUCAAUUAAAGAAAAUGGAAAUAAUAAAAGUGAACAUGAAAAUUAUAUAUUGACAGAUAUAAAUAAGAAGAAUAAGGGAAGUUCAGAUAAGAAUGAAUUAUUAAUAAGAAUUCAUAAAAGUAAUGAAAAAAAUUUGCUAUUAUGGAUUUAUUUAUUUCUAAAUUUUUUACCUAGUUUAUUUUAUAUAAACGCUUAUUCAAUAAUAUUGUCCAUAAUUAUAAAGGUUUACUAUAUUUUUAUUUUAAAAAGUGAUACAAUAUUUAAGCAAGCCUUGUUUUAUGGAAAUGUGCUUUUAUAUUUUUUGUUUAUAAGUAUAACAUGCUUCACAUUUGUUACUUCCAUAUAUCUAUAUAAAGCAUAUGUUUUGAUUUUAUUGACAAUUUAUUAUAUAAUACUAGCUAUUUUAUUAUGUUAUUUUGGUAAUAGGUUGUUAAUACAUUUAAAUUUACGAAACAAAUAUUAUGGUAUUAAAGAUAUUGAUACAUAUAUUGUUCCUCUGAGGCACAAAAAAGAUAGUAUGAAAAAAUCUAAAAAAUAUAAAUUAAAAACAACAAAUAAUAUAAAAAACUAUUUUUAUAAAAUUCAAGAAAAAAUUUUUAAUAGAAGAAUUCACGAAAAAGCUCGAAAAGAUUUAGAGUUAAACAUUUUUAUUUUAGUAUCUUUUAUUUCAUUUAUGCUUAUAUUAAAUAGUAUUUUUAACGUUUAUAUGGCUUAUCACAUUAUUAGAACAUAUAUGAAUUAUAAUUACAUUAAAAAAAUUCAUAUUUAUUUAUAUAUUUAUCUUAUAAGUGAAUUUAUUCCUAAUAUAUGCAUAUUUUUAACUUCCUGGACAAACAAAAUUGAUAAGUCACGUUUUUCUAAUAAUAGUAUAAAUUUUUUUUAUCACUUAAAUAAUACUAUAAAUAAAAAUAGAACAACUUAUGAAGAAAACUAUGAGAUCAAAAAUAUGAAACAUCUGCUUAAUGAUGAUGUUAACAAUAAUAUUUACGAAGAAUUUCACUCAAAUUAA
This is a messenger RNA of Plasmodium gallinaceum, 2373 nucleotides long. RefSeq lists its product as hypothetical. The transcript has a single exon. Bases 1 to 2373 code for a protein of 790 amino acids. The record is from RefSeq and is a predicted model, not a curated record. NCBI's taxonomy places the organism in Eukaryota, Apicomplexa, Aconoidasida, Haemosporida, Plasmodiidae.